This is a messenger RNA of Brenthis ino (lesser marbled fritillary), 1842 nucleotides long. The record is from the annotation of a GenBank genome assembly. NCBI's taxonomy places the organism in Eukaryota, Metazoa, Arthropoda, Insecta, Lepidoptera, Nymphalidae.
AUGAGACAUAUACCUUUGAAUGAAUAUUACAAAGACAUUUCCGAUAAGGACCAAGACUUUUCGAUUGAAUUUGACGAAUCUAAACAAGAUGACAUGAUUAAUACACCAGGCUGCCGAAUUCCAGUGGCAUUAGUUAAUUAUAAGGUAGGCAAAGAGUGGAAAAAGGCAUCAUGUGGAGAAAGAGCAAUAUUUUUAACAAGAAUAAACGAGACAAAACUUAGAGUAUCUGUAAGAGAAAAAAAUAUGAAAAAAUAUUUGAAACAAUCUUUGAAUUACAAUUGUUGCUAUAAAUUUUUUCAAAGAUCCCUGAGACCCGGAUUACAAUAUAGGAAACUCAGAUUUACAGAUUGCAAGGAAUUACAAAAUGGCAAGAUCAUUUUUAUAAAAAGCGAUUUUAUUAAUAUUCAAUGUUUUCAAAAGGUCCACAAUAAAUCUAAACUAAUAUAUGAAGACAAUUUUGCAUUUUGUAGAAAAAAUAAUGCCACUUCUAAACACAGUGAUAAGACACUUAAAAAGAAAAAAUAUAACAUUCUCAUUGUAGGAAUGGAUUCUAUGUCGUUAUCGCGUUUUGUUCAAACUAUGACAAGAACUGUAACAUUUUUAAAAAACAAUUUUUGGCCUGGCUUCAGGGGAUAUCAUAAGACAGGUGAAAAUACGUUUCCAAAUUUAAUGGCUGCAUUGAUGGGUCAAAAUCUAACGACUAUUGAACACAAAUGUUCGGGGAAGAUGGAUCAGUGCAAUGAUAUUCUGAUAUGGAGCAUGUUUAAAAAAUCAGGCUAUGCGACAGCUUAUGGAGAAGAUUUUUUACAAUUGCCUGAUAUGUUCAGCAAAGGCUAUACCUUUCGCCGAGCACCUACUGACCACUAUAUGAGGACGUUGUUCCUUAAAGGAGAAAGAGAAAUAAACCAUCGUUCCUUAUUAUGCAACGGACAAGUUUCAUCCGGACAGCAAUUACUAAAUUAUGCAUUAGACUUCGUUUUGACUUACAGAAACGACACCUUCUUUGGUUUCUUUUGGAUGAAUUCUUUCAGCCAUAAUAUAAAUAACCGACCUCAAGAUGCAGAUAAACUUUUUGAAGAUUUUUUUAAUCGUCUCUCUUAUACAGGAGCGCUAGAAAAUACAUUUGUAAUAUUUUUGAGUGAUCACGGUGUCCGUUUCGGUGAAUAUCGUCUUAAAGUAGAAUCGUAUUACGAUGAUAGAAUGCCAUUUCUUUUUAUAUGGGUACCACCCCUUUUCAAGAUACGCUAUCCAGAAAAAUUUAAUUCCCUCCUUAUUAAUCAAUACAGACUUAUAACUCCGUUCGAUUUAUUUAACACUAUGCUUGAGAUACAUGAAAUAUCAAAUAAUAGCACACGAAAAAUAGAAUCUUCUGCGAAACAUCAAAGUUUAUUCGGCAUCGUGAGCGCGAAUCGGACUUGCCAGGACGUUGGUAUUCAUGAUAAGUGGUGUAGUUGUCACAAAUUGUAUCCCAUUGACGUAGACGACACGGAAGUAGUUAAGAGCGUGCACUUUGUGGUAUCCUACAUAAAAAAUAUAAUAAAAAAUAUAAAAACCAAGCGAUGCUGGAGCUGUACCAAUCUAGCGCUCAACAAUGUAAGCAGAAUUCAUUUCUAUUACGAUAAUGAAAAAGUAAAUUUAUAUUAUGUAGUUGCUUUUUCUAUGAGACCAAAAAAUAUAUUUUAUGAAGCUACUGUGCUACGAAAAAAUAAGAAAAUGGAGCUCGUGGGCCCCGUUAAUAUCAUUUCACCUUACAAAGGUUUCGGCUACUGCACUAUCAAUCAUGAAGAUAAAAUCUUUUGUGUGUGCCAAAAAAUAGCUAAUUGUCGCUUAAAAACAACUCUU